AAGUAAAAUCCAGGAGUAGCCAGAAACGUCUGUAUCCAUGGACAAAAAUGAGAGCGCGUGAUCCCAAAGCGCGUGCGGAUGUGGUUGGACAGGAGUUCCUGGAGUGUUAACUUUGUCAUACAGCCGUUUAAUCAAUAACUCCAUUCGCAUGGUGGUGAAUUAACACACGGCAGGACAAUUUCAACACUUUUGUCGCCAAAAAUAACCUGUUUUAAUUCUUGUAUUAAGGAAUAUAUUUGAUUGUCGAAGUUUUCUGGGUUUUAACUAACUUUCCUCUGGGAUAUAACUUGCUAAGAUUCCAGUGUUUCUAUUUCCAAUAUGAGUAACAGAGAUGACGCCGUGUUGUCCAUCGACACGUGUUUGGAUUGCUUUGAGGUCUUUGAAACUCCUAUGGGUACCACCAUGUUCCCUAUGUAUAGUGGAAACGUUUCCGGCCGGCAAAACAACGUUACCAAUCCAUUCAAACCGGUCGACCAUGCCAGUUCAUCAGCGACAUUAGUCAUUCUCUCGUUCUUAUUUUUUCUAAUAGGGAUUACUGGCAUUUGUGGUAACGCUCUAGUCGUUUGUGCUGUAGUGCUUAACAGAAAAAUGCGCACAUCUAUGACAAACUUACUAAUAACUAAUCUGGCGUUUGCGGAUCUGGUUAUAAUGAUCUUAGGAAUUCCAGAGACUGUCCAGUUCAUGAGGAACAAAGGAUGGACUUUACAGGCUGUGAGCUGUAAGGUCAAUCGUUACGUCAUGGUGGCCGCUCUAUACGGGUCCGUCCUCACACUGAUGGCCCUCUGUGUAGAAAGAUACGUCGCCAUUAUCCAUCCAAUCAAAGCACACAUCGUUUGUAACAAGCGACGCAUCGUUGUGAUUCUGGGAUGUAUAUGGCCGUGCGCAUGGGCAGCGGCACUUCCGACACUGAUAUUCAACGAGGUUAGAAAAGGACAUCCAAGUAUACCACUUGUAUACUGCAUGAUGAUUUUUCCGGAUAACCAUUUAUUAUACUUCCAAAUGUUUAAAUAUAUAGAGUCGUUAUUAUUUUACUUCUUGCCGUUGUUCAUACAAAUAGUGCUAUACGCAUUUAUCACAAGACACCUAUUCCUGGGAUCAGACCGACUUCAUCGGAGAGUGACAGUUCGCCAGGUGGACGGCUCUUCCAUGGGAAGGUUCUCGGAGGCGCUUCAAGCUCGUAGAGGUGUCGUCAAAAUGUUGAUGUUGAGUGUCGUUGUUUAUUUCAUCAGUUAUUCCCCAAAUCAGAUAUUACUCAUCAGCAACAUUGUUUCUCCGACGACGUUUCACGAAAACUUUUCAUUUCAAGUUUUUACAAUGAUUGUAGCGAAUCUGAACUCCGCUGCCAAUCCUGUUUUGUAUAGCAUAUUUAGUCAGAAUUUUAGACAGUUUUUCCGGCAUGUGAUGUGUGGAUUAUGUAAGAGGCAACCAAAGCCGAAACCCCGGCGUCAAUUGACGCUAACGUCAAAUGGGUCGAGAUUGUGGAGACACACGAGUAUGGCCUCGGCCGUAUCGACAGAGGUAUGAACGCUAGGGGGUGUUUGUUAUAUAGUGUGAGCAACAAAACCUACAAGUGAUAUGCUUUUGAAUGCAAACCCCGCGUGUGUCGCCAUCACCAGGAAGAGCUGCGUGAUAGUAACAUCUGAUUCAUCCGACACCGAAUUAACGAAAUCCAGAAUAAUUAUCAUAUUGUUCCAGAGAACAAACUGCAUCACCAUGACGAUAUGCUGGAAUGUAGCGUCCUCGUCUGAAGCCGGAUAUUAUUGUAAUUGAAAUCAACAUUUUACGGAUUGUUGUUAUAAUUAAUAUAUCAAUUCCAAUAUGUGAUGAUAAAAUGUCAUGUGACAAGCACACACCACUUAGAAAUCUGAAAACUAUCUUUGAUUAUGAUUUUCCAAUUAAUUACUUUCACACUGUGUUUAAACCAAGACGGUUGUGACUGUAUCAGGGAUGUGUGCUGGUUGUCAUAGCGGUAAAAUACCUGGAUGUUCGUCGUGCUGUUUAAUACCACGGCGUCUGGACAUAUUUUUACGUCAAAUCAACAUAUUUUGUCUAUAUUGGUUUUACAUAUUUCAACUUACCAUUAAUAAAAAAAAUCUAUAUUUACA
Molecule: messenger RNA, 2105 nt
Organism: Pecten maximus
Lineage: Eukaryota; Metazoa; Mollusca; Bivalvia; Pectinida; Pectinidae
Product: neuropeptide receptor 15-like
Exons: 2
Coding region: 319-1524 (401 amino acids)
Biological process (GO): G protein-coupled receptor signaling pathway
Cellular component (GO): plasma membrane
Molecular function (GO): G protein-coupled receptor activity
Source: RefSeq, a predicted model, not a curated record